Molecule: messenger RNA, 12891 nt
Organism: Ylistrum balloti
Lineage: Eukaryota; Metazoa; Mollusca; Bivalvia; Pectinida; Pectinidae
Product: low-density lipoprotein receptor-related protein 1-like
Exons: 81
Coding region: 1-12624 (4207 amino acids)
Molecular function (GO): calcium ion binding; protein binding
Source: RefSeq, a predicted model, not a curated record
AUGCGGAGGAUGAUCCGUGGAAACAGGCCGAUCGGCUCCAAAUUGUUGUUAUUCCUAGCGGUGUUCUGUCUGCUAGCAUUGUCACCCUCAGCUCAAGGGUGUAAAACAUAUGAAUUUGCGUGUACGAAUGGUGAAUGUAUUCAGCGGAACUGGCGUUGUGAUGGCUCAGAGGAUUGUUCGGAUGGAUCGGAUGAAGCCCGAUGUGAGAAAUCCACAAUGACCAAAAGAUUUACCACAUCUGGGGCUGAAAUACCUCCAGAAAGUCUGCUGCCCUGUCUGCCAAAUUUUAAAAGAUGUCCGACAGAAGAAGUCUGUAUUCCAAUAUACAAAUUCUGUGAUACAAAUCGAGACUGUAAAGCACAUGGGGACGAGGAUGGAUGUUCAGAUACUAUUGCUGACUGUGAUACCAAGAAUUGUUCGUUUGCCUGCCAGAACACCCCACAUGGUCCAGAGUGCUAUUGUCCAGACGGUAAACAACCUAAAGACACGACAUGUGUAAACAUUGACCCAUGUAGCUACCCGCAGUUUUGUGAUCAACAGUGCCGCUCUAAAGAUGGUUCUUUUUCCUGUGGAUGCUCACAGGGAUACGAUCUUCUCGAGGGGAGAGACUGCAUCGCUACCAAUGUACCUCCCAAUUCUGAGCCAACACUUCUAGUGGCAGACUUCAUGCGAUUCCAGCAACUGGCCCUGAAUGGGUCGUCCCUCAAACCUCCAGUAGUAGCUGCAGGUCAAGCCAUCUCCACUUUAGACUUCAACCACAGAAAGCAGUUUGCAUGCUGGUUGUCGUACAGACUGGAUCAGAAGGUUUCUGUGAUGGAGUGCCUAAAUCUUACCAACACAGCCCAAACUUGGACCGUAAAGUCUGAUGUAGCCUUUGAUAAUGUGGUGCAGAUUGCUUUUGACUGGAUUACUGAGAACUGGUACGUGGCAGAUCGUCUAAAAGAACGGAUCGUACUCUGUAACCAGACAAUGGGUAACUGUCGAAUGGUGCUCGAGCUCCCAGACCAGGAGAUAUACAGUAUUCGUGUGGAUCCAACUGCUGGGUACCUGUUUAUCCUGACCAAGUUAUUCAUCGUCCGCGCUCAGAUGGACGGCUCUGACGCAUUAGUGAUUCAUCAAGGCAGCAAGGCAGACAUGGAGCGCCCCCAUGAUAUGACCCUUGACUUUCCUAACCGACACCUCUAUUGGACAGACACUAAACUCAAAGUUAUCAAGCGUAUGGACUAUGAUGGCCAGAAUGUGUGGAUAGUGUUCAGUCGCCUGCGUCCCACGACUUAUGGGAAUGUAAUUAAAGGUUUGGGAAUUUCAAUCCUACAAAACACAAUCUACAUGUCUAGUCAAUUGCCGGAGUCACUGUGGGCCAUCCAUCGGUACAACUACAGUCUCGGGGCACACCUCCUCACUCGUGACCUUGAUAACCCAACCCAAGUACACGUCUAUCAUCGUAUACGCCAACCAGACUUGCAAGAUUCUGUACCCUCACCGUGUACACCUGAUACCUGUGAACACCUGUGUGUAGUACUCAUGAAUGGAACAACGCCAACUGCCAAGUGCCUGUGUGCCGCAGGCUAUGACAUGGAUGACAACAACAGGUGUAUAGUGAAUGCAACCUGUCCGAGUGAACCAGACUGUCAUGGCGUUAUGUGUAGCUGGCCAGUUGAAUGUAAUAUUUCCACACCAUGCUUGAGCGGCUACAUGAGGUGUCCAAAAGGGAGCUGUGUUCCUGAGACAUGGUGGUGUGAUGGGGAUGAUGAUUGCAGCCAUUCACAAGACCCAAAAAUGGACAUGGCUGAUGAAAAGUUUUGUGGUCAGAGGACAUGCUCUGUGGAGGAGUUUCGCUGUAAAGAUGGGACGUGUGUGCCACGAGAGUUUCAGUGUGAUGGCUAUGCACAGUGUGAUGAUAACUCUGAUGAGCUUGGAUGUAUUGAUGCUGUUCCGGCUGCGUGUGAGUUUGAUCAGUUCCGCUGUUCCAACGGCUCCUGUCUGCAUAUGAAUCUGUUGUGUAAUAAUGUCUCUGAUUGUCCAGAUGGGUCAGACGAGAUGCACUGCGUGGCUUGCGAACCCAGUCAGUUUCGAUGUUUGAACGGUCAGUGUAUCCCAGGGACAGGUCGAUGUGAUGGCAAGAGUGAUUGUCUAGAUAAGACAGACGAGACUGUGGAGUGUUCCAUUGGCCCAAAUGCUACAUACCACCAGUGUAAACACUCCUUACAGCAGUUUGAUUGUGGAGUAACCAGUGGCGAGAAGCGUUGUAUCCCGUCCAGCUGGAGAUGUGAUAAUGAGUACGACUGUGAAGAUAAAUCUGAUGAGAAGAACUGCACUGAGACCUGUAGUGCUCCACGGUUCAUGUGUAAGAACAAUGAGACUUGUCUGCCAUUUGAGAAGAUCUGUAACGGUGUACAUGACUGUGCCGAUCGUUCAGACGAGGAGAAUUGUAAAAGCUGUGAUGUCUGGGGUGUUUGCAGCCAGGUCUGUACUCCAAUACCUCUAAACAAACACAAUUGUUCCUGUCUCCCUGGCUACCAGAUCAAGUCGGAUGGCUAUUCGUGUAAACCCACAGAGCCUGUCUACAUCAUCUUCUCUAACCAGUACCAGAUGCGACAGGUUGAGCUGACAAACUAUACUUAUGCCUCCCUCGUCUCCGGACUCAAAAACACCAUUGCCCUUGAUUUCUAUUACGAGGGGAACUACAUCUUCUGGACGGACGUUGUAGAUGACAAAAUCUUCCGAGGAACCAUGCUGGGAAACAGUUUUACAAACAUUGAGCCAAUUAUCGAUGUUGGCCUGGCAACCACAGAAGGCUUGGCUAUUGAUUGGAUUGGAAAAAAUAUCUACUGGGUGGAAAGUAAUCUGGACCAGAUCGAAGUAGCCAAACUGGACGGUAGUUACCGCACAACAUUCAUAGCUGGAGGAAUGGUCAGUCCACGUGCUAUAGCACUGGACCCUAGAGAAGGCUCCCUCUUCUGGACAGAUUGGGACUCGGACAACCCAAGGAUAGAGACAUGUUCUAUGAGCGGACAAGAUCGGAAGAUCAUUUUCAGGAUGCAGGGAAUCAUGGGAGCUGGUUGGCCGAACGGUUUGACCAUAGACUACGAUUUCUAUAGGCUGUACUGGAUAGAUGCCAGGUCUGAUUCCAUUCAUACCGUGAAGUACGAUGGCUCUGACCAUCGCCUCAUCCUGAAAGGACACGAGAAGAUGCGACAUCCAUUUGCUCUGACAUUGUUUGGCAAUUAUGUUUACUGGACUGAUUGGAGUAGUAGUGCCCUGCUCCGCGCUAACAAGUUCAACGGGUCAGAUGUGACAGUGAUUCAGAAGACCGUUUCACAGCCUUUUGACCUCCAGGUGUACCAUCCUAUGAGACAGCCUAAGGCAAAGAAUCCCUGUGGUGAGAACAAUGGAAACUGUUCUCACUUAUGUCUCAUCGGCUACAAUCAAACUGCAGCCUGUAUGUGUCCACAUCUUUACAAACUUGCUGCUGACAAUCGCACAUGUGAAAAUGACCACACAUUUCUACUGUUUGUUAAGACCAGUGAGAUCAGAGGAGUUGAUUUACAGGAUGCUAACUAUAAUGUGAUUCCCACAAUUACAAUUCCAAAUGUUGACAAGCCCACAGCAAUAGACUACGACCUGGAGGCUGAACGACUAUAUUGGGCAGAUAGUUCUCUCAACCUCAUCAACAGUGCCUAUAUUAACGGGUCAGGGGUCGAGACUAUCAUUGAUUCUGGAAUUUCCAGCCCGCAAGGAUUUGCUAUUGACUGGUUAUCUAAGAACAUGUAUUUCUCAUCUCUGCCAUCUGGGGGACCAGAUCAGAAGGCCAGCAUUUCUGUGGCAAAACUCAGUGGAGCUUUCCGUGUAGAAAUUCCAUUAGAGGUCAUCGGCAAAAAUCCUAGAUCUCUUGCCGUACUUCCUACGGAAGGUUUGCUGUUCUGGGCUGAUCAGGCCAUUGGCUCAAGUUUUCAUAUUAUCUGUCAGGCUAAGAUGGAUGGAACCAGUAGUAGGGUGCUGAUAGCAAACCUUUCAAUGUCUGUCAAUUUACAAGUAGACCCAGGUGCACAGAAACGUUUGUACUGGAUAGAACUUGGAGGCACUAUUGUGCAUAUGUCCGACAUUGAUGGGAAAAAUCAUAUUUCACUCACAAAUGCAAAGCUGCACCAGCUUCAAGCCUUUACCAUCCACAAAGAUAACACCUUCUAUGUCGCCCAAAAGUCUGGUAAAAUUGGUACCUUCAAGAUAACAGAGGGAACACCAUCAACAAUCACGUAUCGUGAACUCCGAGACAAAACACAAGGGGUCACUGCACUGAAGGUGUUUGACAACAGCAGUCGCACUGAAGGUUUCAACGGAUGUUCAAAUAACACCUGUGCACAGCUGUGUCUUCCAACAGGAAAAACAAGCCAUGUCUGUAAAUGUACAGCUGGAUACCUCAUAAAUGGAACCGAGUGUACAAGUAUCGACUCCUUCCUGAUGUACUCAUCCAACAGUGAGAUACAUGGAAUAUCCUUCAACCUCACCAACAACGUGACUAAAGCUCUUCCACUUAUCUCAAAAAUAUCUAAAGCUAGUUCCAUUGACUUCAAUGCAGCCACAGAUCAUAUCUACUGGGUCGAUGCCCAAUCAAAUUCAGUGUCUCGUGUCAAACGAGAUCUCACAGACCGAGAUACACUCGUCCACCAGGAGAUUCGUGGUAUUCAAGGAAUUGCUGUGGACUGGAUUUCAGACAAUGUGUACUGGACAGAUUUUGGCUCUGAUGUAAUUGAAGUGGUCAGAUUGAACAAUGUUGACCAUCGUUUUGUCGUUAUUCAUGGAAACAUGAACAACCCUCGGACCAUCGUUGUUCAUCCAGAAGCAGGGCUUCUGUUUUGGUCGGAUACUGGAAUUCAACCCAAGAUAGAACAAGCACGAUUAGAUGGAACAAAACGUGAAAUUUUUGUGGACACUAACAUCACCGCUCCCUUUGGCUUGGCUAUUGAUUAUGAGACUAACACCUUGUAUUGGUGUGAUAACAAUCUCAAUAAGCUGGAGUCCAUUGACAUUGUUACCCGCACCAGGAAGAUCCUCAUAAGUCCUGAUCAGAUGAACAGCUGCAUGGCUUUAACUUUGUUUGAGGAGUAUGUCUACUGGCUAGAGGGAGAUGUCUCUGGAAAGAUCAAACGAGCCAAGAAAACUGAUGGAUCUGGUGUGGAGGAAGUAAAAACAAACCUCGGGCCUGACAUGCAGGAUAUCAAGGCUUACCACACCCAGCGGCAGCAAGGUGACAACCCUUGUCGUGUAGACAAUGGAGGCUGCCAGGAAUUCUGUUUCCAUAUCGGUAACAAUGUAGUGUCCUGUAACUGUUCCUACGGAAAGGUGGGCAGUGAUGGAAAGAGCUGUGAAGGUCAUGACUCGUUCCUGCUCUUCUCCAAGGUCACAGACAUCGUAAGCAUCAGUCUGGAUGAAAACAAUCCAAACUUACCUAUGAAGACGAUCACUAACUCGGAUCACCUCCGCAAUGUCAUUGGUAUCGCCACUGACUACAAAUCAAAGAGAAUUUUCUUUAGUGACAUCCAGCGUGGUGACAUUCAAUAUGUGCACUUCAAUAGUACUGACUUCUAUAUUGUAGUUGAGGGCGUUGGUUCUGUGGAGGGUCUGGCAUAUGACGGGUUUGAAAAUUACCUGUAUUGGACCAGUUAUACUAACUCUUCUAUCAGUCGUGCACAUAUCUCGGACAAAGACGAGCCCCAUCACAACACAACUGUAGAGAAGAUUAUACAGCUCGGUGUGUUUGAUCACCCACGGGCCAUUGCCAUUGACAGCUGCUCAGAUCGUAUGUUUUGGACAAAUUGGCAUGAUGAGCAACCCAGAAUCCAACGUUCAUUCCUGAAUGGUUACAAACCAGAGUCAAUUAUCACGGAAGAGAUAUGGACACCUAAUGGGCUAACCAUUGACCAUGUCGAAGAACAGCUGUAUUGGUCAGAUGCCAGGCUGGACAAAAUUGAGCGAUGUGACUUUGACGGCAAAAACAGGAAGGUUGUAGUUUCUGCCAUGCCUGAACACCCUUUCAGUCUGGCUGUGUAUGGUCAGCACAUCUACUGGACAGAUUGGAUUCGUCGUGCUGUAAUGCGAACAAACAAGUUUGAUGGCAGCGGCGUGUUCUGGAUGAAACGCAAUCUUGAACGUCAGCCAAUGGGGAUCACUGUAGUAGCAGAGGACGCUAAUAACUGUACCUUGAGUCGCUGCUAUAACCAUGACUGUGAGAAUAACUGUACAGUGAUCAAUGGACAUGCCCAAUGUAUCUGUGGAAAGGACCUCUUCCUGUUACCAGACGGAAGGCGCUGUGGGCCAGCCAAUACGUCAUGCGGACUGACUGACUUUAUGUGUCAUGAUAAGAAGGCAUGUAUAUCUAUAGAGAAGAGAUGUAAUAUGGUUAACGACUGUUUGGACUCCAGUGAUGAGCUUCCUGAUGUGUGUUUGAAUAAAACAUGUGCACCUGGACUAUUUACCUGCUCAAACUUUAUGUGCAUACACAUAGAGAAAUUCUGUGAUGGCGUGGUUGACUGUAGUGAUCUGUCUGAUGAGGCUAACUGUCAGUGUGAUGCUGAUCAGUUUCAGUGCCAGAGUGGGCUCUGUAUCAGUCGUCAAUAUCGCUGUGAUCGCGACAUGGACUGUCCCGAUUGGGACGAUGAAGUCGGCUGCAACAUGACAUGUAACAAUUUGGAGAUGUUCCAAUAUGAGGAGAAUGUUGUAUCUUGUAACACAACGUCCCAGUGUAUCCUGUCGUCAUGGAUAUGUGAUGGAAACAAAGACUGCUGGGAUGGCAAUGAUGAAAAUCAUUGUGAUAACUCUACAAAAGAUGGUGUUUGUGAUGAUGACGGAUUUAGAUGUUUAUCGUCAGGAGCCUGUAUACCUCACCAAUGGGAAUGUGACAAUGACAAUGAUUGUGGUGACAACUCUGAUGAAAAACAAUGUAAUUACACAUGUGAGAGUCACAUGUUCCAAUGUAACGAAUCAAAGAUGUGCCUACCAAGAUCAUGGGAAUGUGACGGACACCCUGACUGUGCUAAUCACAGUGACGAAGGCAGUCAGUGCCUCACAACAAACAGGACAUGCCAGGAGUCAGAGUACCUAUGUGAUGGGACGGGUCGUUGUAUACCCAAACAGUGGAAAUGUGAUGGGGAUAUUGACUGUCCUUAUGGCGAGGACGAGCGUAUCUCAAAUGGAUCCCCUGCACACUGUAAGAAGGAUGAGUUCAUGUGUAAAAAUCGACGUUGUAUACGAACCAUCUUUGUGUGUGAUCGUGAUGAUGACUGUGGUGACAACAGUGAUGAACCUUCAUCUUGUGUGUUUCAUGCCUGCAAACAAGAUCAGUUUGCAUGUAAACAGAACGGAACAUGUAUUGCCCAAAAUCUCACUUGUAACGGUUUCCCUGACUGCCCUGAUCAUUCUGACGAGGCCAACUGUACCAAGGUGCCACCUUGUGGAUCUGAAAAUUCAUUCAAGUGUAAAAAUUCCAAGUGUAUACAUAUGGACUCCGUGUGCAAUGGCAAGGACAACUGUGGUGAUGCAUCUGAUGAACCGGAAAAUUGUUAUAUCAACGAGUGUGAACCUUUCCAGUUCAUGUGCAGUCAGAUUUGCACUGAUCGCAAGAUCGGUUAUCAGUGUUCAUGUGAACCAGGCUACAAACUCAGAAAUGAUGGCAGGACAUGUGAAGAUGUGAAUGAGUGCGAGACGCUGUACCCAUGUUCUCACUACUGUCACAACACUAUAGGAACUUACUACUGCACAUGCGCAGAUGGAUACCGUCUGGCUGAAGACCGAAUUUCUUGUAAAGUAUAUGGAGAUGAGCAACCUUAUCUUAUCGUGGCCAAUCGAUAUUACUUGAGAAGGAUAUCAUUCUUCGGCAUCGAGGAGAAGAUAACAGAAAACCUAAACAAUGCUGUUGCUAUUGGAUUCAAUCAUAAAGAAGAAAUGAUAUACUGGACAGACAUCACCAGCAAGGCCAGCUCCAUCAACAGAAUGAAAAUGAAUAAUGGUACCAAAGAGGUACUACACAAUACCACUGUAAGAAAUCCAGAUGGUCUUGCUGUCGACUGGAUUGGUGGGAAUCUCUACUGGUGUGACAAAACUACCGACACAAUUGAGGUUUCAAAACUUGAUGGAAAAUACCGCAAAGUAUUGAUUAACGAGGGUCUUGAAGAGCCUCGUGCACUAGAGGUGUUUCCUGCCAAAGGUUUCAUGUUCUACACAGACUGGGGAGAGAAGCCACACAUUUCACGGUCGUAUCUCGAUGGCUCUGUUACACAAAAAAUCAUCACACAGGACCUCGCCUGGCCAAAUGCAUUGACAAUUGAUUACAUAACAGAAAAGAUUUUCUGGGCUGAUGCUAGCCUGGACUAUAUCGCCAUGGCAAAUUUAGACGGCACAGCAAGACAUAUGAUCUUACACCGUGACCUUCCUCACACUUUUGCUCUCACCACAUUUAUGAAUUACAUUUACUGGACCGAUUGGGAAAAGGGCUCGAUCGAAAGAGCAGAGAAAUUCUCCGGGAAAAAUCGUACCACUGUUGCCACAGUGGUUCAUCGCUUAAUGGAUAUUCAAGUGUACCAUAAGAUGAGACAAGUAGAAAUAAACUUUAACCCAUGUGAAAACAAUGGAGGCUGCAGCCAUCUCUGUUUACUCCGUCCUCUGACUGAUAAGGCUGCAGCUAUUUUCCAAUCUCGAAUUGUGGAACGCGUCUGUGCCUGUCCGGAGAAUCAUGAGCUCCUACCUGAUGGACUCACCUGUAAAGCUAACUGUACCAGUGCCCAGUUUCUGUGUGAAUCCAGCUCCAAGUGUAUUCCGUUUUGGUGGAAAUGUGAUGGUCAAUGGGAUUGUGAUGAUGGCUCAGAUGAACCUAGCUCUUGUCCACCCUACCAGUGUAGUCAUCUUGGCCUGUUUCGGUGUAAAAACUCAUCAUCGGACUGUAUCCCACCUAUUGAAAUUUGUGACGGCAAGCCACAAUGCUCAGAUGGAUCUGAUGAACAAGCCUGUGAUGAAUUCCAUUGCCUGGCUGGGUAUAGGAAGUGUCCAAAUGACGAUAUUUGCAUUGAGCAGAAGAAAUUUUGUAAUCUAGUGGAGGAUUGCCCGUCUAAGCUUGAUGAACAUAACUGUACGUACAGUUCUUGCGAGGCUAACCAGUUUCAGUGUGCAAACAAACGUUGUGUACCAUACGUGUGGAGGUGUGACACAGACAAUGACUGUGGCGAUGGCUCGGAUGAACCCGCUGACUGCCGAAACAUGACCUGCAUGGAAGGAUACAUCAAGUGUGACACAGGGCGCUGUAUCCCGUCAGACUGGCAGUGUGAUGGUGAUGUGGACUGUGGACCUGAGGACCGUUCUGAUGAAGACAAUGCUAAAUGCACCCAGACCACCUGUGAGCCCACCUACUUCCAAUGUGAUAAUAAACAUUGUAUUCCGUCCCGUUGGAAAUGUGAUUUCGACAAUGAUUGUCGAGAUGGUUCAGAUGAAAAUGGUUGUGAAAAUUCUCAUCGGCAGUGUUCAGAACAGGAGUUCACAUGCAACAACAACAAGUGUAUCCCAAAGAGCUGGAAAUGUAACGGAGAGGUGAAUUGUGAGGAUGGAAGUGAUGAAGAUGGUUGUGAGGGUGUGGAUUGUGACAGCGAGGAGUUUAAAUGUGCUGGGAUCUGUGUUCCCCGAAAGUGGAUGUGCGAUGAGGAUAUUGAUUGCCCUGAUGGCUCUGACGAAAGAAACUGUUCUUGUCAAGACAAUAAAUUUUUGUGUAAAAACAAAGAAUGUAUACCUGACCUUUGGCGAUGCGACGGUGAUAAUGAUUGUGGUGAUAACUCUGAUGAGGAGACUGAAAUGUGUGUAAACCACCAGUGUCCCUUGGGCCGGUUCCGAUGUAAAAAUCAUAUUUGUCUGUCUGUGUCCAAACGCUGUGAUGGAAUUGACCAAUGUGGAGACUAUACUGAUGAAGAAAAGUGUUACUAUGACACUCUUUGUCAUGGGAGGACUUUCAGGUGUGCAAAGAAUGACAAGUGUAUCCCAAUUCACCAAGUUUGUGAUGGUCAGUAUAACUGCCUUGACCAUACUGAUGAGGAUUCAGACUUCUGUAGGCCAGAGAACAUCCAGCCAACAUGUGGAAGUAACAUCUGCCAACAGACCUGUCAAAAUAUCACCGGGGUAGGAUACAAGUGUACUUGUAAGCGGGGAUACAAACUCAACGACGACGGAUUCUCUUGCAAAGUUGUGGAUCUGUGUAAGCUUUGGGGUACCUGUUCUCAGCGGUGUGAACGUGACCUUAACAAUCCGACAACUAACUGUUCCUGUGAUGAUGGAUAUACCAUGUGGACAGACAAUAUAUCACAUCGUCCCUCGUGCCGUGCUCAAGGUCCCAAGCCCCAGUUACUGAUUGCCCAUGAGACACAGCUGAUCCAGUCUGACAUUGGAUAUGGUGGACAACAGCAAUCUCUUUUGUCGAGUGAAAAGGACAAAAUUAUGUCAAUUGACGUGGAUAUGACCCAACCAUCACUGCAAUCUUCUACACAAUGGACAGCUUUCAUCAUUAGCCAUGAUAAAACACUCAAGAAAAUGGCUAUCAAUGCUAACUGGGCUAGAAUCAGCACCCCAAACAAGAAGACCAAGCCGACAAACGGUCGUGUACGCCGCAGCAUAGAUCUGAAGGCCCAAACACCAGUCCAGUUUGUGAAUCUGGUGGCUGACCCUCAGGGUAUUGCUGUUGACUGGGUGGGAAAACGAAUCUACUGGACUGAUGCAGGAACUCGCACUGUGGAAAUGACAGAUUAUGAUGGGGCACGUAAGAUCACUGUGGUAAACUCUGGACUGGAUCAGCCUUACUCUAUCGCUGUGGCUCCGGAGGCAGGGAAAUUGUUUUGGGCAGACAGAGGAUUUCCACCAAAGAUUGAAACAUCAAAUCUAGAUGGUAGUGGACGGAAAGACCUGGUUAAAGAUGACAUAAUUUGGCCGAACGGCCUGGCCAUUGACCACGCUAACCAUCGACUCUACUGGACAGACACAAAGAAACAUACCAUAGAAACCAUUGGUCUCCAUGGCGAAGACCGACAAGUUGUCAAGCAAUUCAAUCUAUUUGUUACAGCGAUCGAGGACCCUCCCUACAUGCUGGAUGUAUUUGAAGAUUACCUGUAUGUUACAUUGUAUCGGUCACACGAAAUCAUUCGUAUCCAUAAAUUUGGUACAAAAUUUAUGAACAGCACCGUUCUACUGAGUAAUGUGACAUUUAUCGGUGACAUCAUCAUCCUCCAGCCAAUCAAACAGAAGAACUCCAUUAUAAAUUACUGCCAGUCUAACAGUACCCAUGAUGGGCCUUGUCCUGCAGCAUUUUGUAUUAACAUGCCACAACAGAAAACACCCAAAUACAAGUGCUUAUGUUCCAAUGAUGCCGUGUUUGAGGACGAGAAGUGUAGUUUUAAGAAAUCUUGUGAGGAGGGAUAUUGUAAAAAUGGUGGUAGUUGCCAUUUACAGCCGAAUGGAAAAUCAAAGUGCAGCUGCCCUUCUGGAGUAGCAGGAGAACGCUGUGACAAGUGUGGCAGUAACUACUGUCAGAAUGGUGGUCAAUGUAUAGCCACAACUCCCACACUUUCCUGCAAGUGUCGCCAUGGCUUCAAAGGUCCUAGAUGUGAAAGCUGUACAGAAGACAGCUGUCAGAAUGGUGGAACAUGCCAGAUUGUGGACGGUCAAGUGUCGUGUUUAUGUAGUCAGGGAUUUAGUGGAAACAUGUGUGAAACUGUAGCCAACUCCUGUGCUGAUUACUGCCAGAAUGGAGGCACAUGUGAACCUAAUACAAAUGCUGUGGAUGAUAAGAACUCUGUGAAGUACAUUUGUACCUGUCUUCCUGACUGGAGUGGGCAGCGCUGUGAACAACCUGCUCACUCGUGUUCUGGUUAUUGUCAAAAUGACGGUGUCUGCUACCUCGAUCAGGGAAAGCCUACCUGUAACUGUACAGGGGUGUACGGAGGGGACACGUGUGAGACUUGUCAGUGUAAGGAAGGACAGGGAUCUUGUCAAAAUGGCGUGGCUAUCUGCGUAUGUGGGGAUCUGUGGAAAGGCAACCUUUGUGAUGAGAGUAUCUGUGAUACUGACUGCUCCAACGGUGGCCAAUGUCAGGACUGUAAACUUGACAACCACCAUGUUGCGUCCUGUAACAGCUGUUUAUGUAGUCCAGGUUUCCAUGGCGAUCGUUGUGAGAAAAGUGCAGAGAAACAACACCAGCAACACGAAGACAGUGUCCUGCUAUCUACUAUCAUCCCAAUCAUCGCUGCUGUCCUCAUCCUCAUCAUCAUCAUCAUUGUUAUUAUUCUUGUUGCACGCAAGAAGAGAGAUCAGUUUAAGCAUCAACGGAUGGUGAGCAAUUCUAACUUAGAGGUAGCGAAUCCUAUCUACCUGGCGCAGGCUCAGGAAGGUGACAUGGCACCUAUGCAGGUGUAUGAUGAAGAAGGAGAUGAUCAUUCGACAAACUUUGCAAACCCGAUGUACAAUCGCCUGUAUACCAGUGACAGCACACAAGUGUUACUUCCACGGGAUGUAGACAACAAUGAACCUUAUGAUGAAAAUGGAGAUAUUCAUUUCUAUGGGAAAAAAGACAAAACAAAUGGAAAGAUAUCAUUUGCAUAAUGAUGUGAUUUCAUCUGUUGUGUAACAUACGUUAACAUUCCUUCGUGAUGGCUUUAAAGAUGUCACGUACAUUCCUGUGAUGUGGUUCACUGCUACGUAUAUGCCAUUCAACCCCAAGCAGAUACCAAGGUCUGCUGAACAAACCCAAGUGUUCUUCAGGGUGAUGGAUGUAUGCCUAUGUGGCCUUACCGAACUUUAUGGAGAAGAGUUCCCUGAAAGGGAAAGAACUCAAAGAGAAAAGUCCUCUAGAUGUUUUAUUAUGUGUAA